Molecule: messenger RNA, 1368 nt
Organism: Solanum dulcamara
Lineage: Eukaryota; Viridiplantae; Streptophyta; Magnoliopsida; Solanales; Solanaceae
Product: 2-hydroxyisoflavanone dehydratase-like
Exons: 1
Coding region: 160-1125 (321 amino acids)
Molecular function (GO): hydrolase activity
Source: RefSeq, a predicted model, not a curated record
UUUCUUUAACAUGCUAAAAAUGAAUAAUUUCUAGAGUUAAAUGAUGAGUAACCUUUUUUUCUCUAAAAAAAACUACACUAUGUUCCAUCCAUCUCCAACCCAAAAACAAACAUUUCCGUAGUCUCUGUUUUUCUAACAUUUGCACACUCUGUUUCAACUAUGGCAGCCUCCGACAACAACGACGUUGUCACCGAUUUCUACCCUUACUAUCGACUCUAUAAAGACGGUCGAGUUGAGCGUUUCUACGAACUUUCUGGUGUACACGAAGUUCCACCGUCGCUGGAAGAUCUAGUGACUGGCGUAUCAUCCAGAGACGUGAGCAUCUCUGCUCACGUCUCUGCUAGACUCUACCUUCCAAAAAACACCGCACCUGAUCAAAAGCUCCCCGUCCUAGUGUAUUACCACGGCGGGGGACUUGUAUUAGGAUCCGCUUUUUUCAAAACAGAGCAUACUUACCUCAACCAUUUGGUUUUCGAAUCGAAUUGCGUAGCGAUCUCUGUAAAUUACCGACUUGCCCCUGAACAUGACCUCCCUACAAUCUACCAGGAUUGCUGGGACGCUCUUCAAUGGGUCGCUUCACACGUUGUUGCUGAUACAGUUAACAAAGAACCGUGGAUUGAAAACCACGGUGAUUUCAACCGCGUGUUUGUAGCGGGAGACAGUGCAGGAGGAAAUAUAGUUUAUAAUUUGGUGAUGAGAGCGGGGAUAGAAAAAUUGAUUGGAGAUGUGAAACUUUUAGGUGCUAUCCUUGCUUUCCCUUAUUUGUUGAUACCAUCGAUCGAAAACUUCGAUAAAGGUUUAGCCUACAAGCUUUGGAAUACCAUUUCCCCGCCAUCUGAGCGGGGAAAUGAUAGUCCCAUGGUUAAUCCAAUUUCGAAAAAAUGCCCUAGCUUAUCAAUGCUAGGGUGUUCGAAGCUUUUUUUGUGUACAGGGGAGAAAGACGAACUUGUUAUAACAGGAACUGGGAUUCAAUUUGUUGAAGCUGUGAAGAAAAGUGGAUGGAAAGGGGAAAUUGAGUUCAUCGAAGUUGAAGGUGAAGGUCAUUGCUUUCAGGCUGAAAAUCCUGAAGCUGAGAAAUCUAAAGAUUUGAUCAAGCGCAUUGCUUCCUUCAUCCAAUGCAAGUGACACAUGUCGUACGGAUUAUUAAGAUCUCUGAACAUUUUAUCUUCUCCGAAUUCCUCUUAUGGGAUUUUACUAUUAGUGUAUAUUACUAUCUUAAAUUAAAUACGAGUAAUAUCUGCAAUAAACAUGUAUGUAAGAGUGAAUACUCUAUUGGAAUUGUUCUUUUGUGUAUGUAAAAUUGUUGGCAGCUGUAAAGAGUUUACCAUUGCUUACAAUAGAAGAAAAACGAGCAAUUACAUUUUAUCA